UCUUACGAUCUCUUCUCUUCCGCCUCCAAUCCCCAGUCCAACUCGUACCUCACCGGCCGCAUGCGCUCAAAUACUUCCCCUGCCGCACCUUCCUACUCCAUGCCCACCGACAGCCUCUACAACCACCACAAUCACAACUACUCCGACUCAGUUCCCUCGUUCCAGCACAGUCCCCAGAACUCCUCCCCUUACGACAUCAUGACCAACAUGUCUUCUUCUUACAGCAGCGGUAAAGUCACUCCGCUCACUCCUAACGAUCCCCUCGGUGGUAUGCCCCACUCCUUCGCGUCGGGAGGUGGCAUGAAGCAGGACUACUCCACCCAGCACUAUCCCGACCUCCUGUCUGAUCGUCGCGUAGGCUCUAACAGCUACCCUCAUGACGUUCGCGACGAUAUGUCCAUCGGCGUUAACACUAAUCUGGGCUACAGCUCCGGCCCCAUGUUCCCGGAUCGCAUUUCGCGCUACCAGCCCGACUCACUAUUCUCCCAAUCACCUUCGUCUCAUAUGUCACACUCGCACGGCUCCGACCUCUUGCGUGGCGUUGCCCCUCAAGCGACUCAUUACGACGAUAUGCCGGGCUUCCUCGCGCCAAAUCCCCACUCUGAUAUGGGCCUUAGAGUACCGGGCGUUCAUGAUGGCUUGAUGCCGUUGCGUAUGCAGGGUCAGGACGGUAUGGGCACGGCCACCAACUUACAGAGCUUUGUACGCCCGUACCUGGAUCAGUUCGUUCGGACUCCUAACCGGCUGGCGUUUGGUGAGCGCACGGUGAUCGUGAUGUCAAGCAAGGUCGCCCAGAAGUCUUAUGGUACUGAAAAACGCUUCCUGUGCCCUCCGCCCACUGCUAUCAUGAUUGGCAACUCUUGGUGGUCGGACGUCAUGCGCCGUGGCGAAGACCCGAAGCUCUCUCCUCCCCGCGUUAUUGUUUCUAUCUCGGGAGAGCCUGCCCCUCAAGAAGGUUCCGUCGAGUGGUGUAGCGCCCUCGGCAAGCCCUUCGACUCUUCCGAUCCUCCGACGGGCACCACCUACGUCGGUCGGUGUGUCGGCAAACAGCUCUUCAUCUCGGACGUCGACGAGAAAAAGAAAAAGGUCGAGGCGUUGGUCAAGAUCAUGGCUCCCGCCGCGGACGACGAGCCAGAACGAGUUAUUGGCACAUUCCCGAGUCGCCCGAUCAAGGUCAUCAGCAAGCCGAGCAAGAAGCGACAGAGCGCCAAAAAUUUGGAGCUGUGCAUCAAUCAUGGGUCGACCAUCUCUCUUUUCCAUCGCCUGCGGUCACAGACCGUCUCGACCAAGUACCUCUGCGUUUCCGGUUCGGGCUCGUCGUUCAAAGGAUCAGACGGUGCGCCGCUGAUGGGGAUUGAUCAGCGAAGCCGAACAAGCACGCCUUCGUUCAUCGCGAGGACCUCGAGCUGGGAUCCGUUCGUGAUGUACAUCGUCGACGUUGACAAGCCCGCAAAUGGGUCUGACGCACCUCCGCCCCCACCCCCACAACCGGACUACCCUUCUCCCCCGCCCAACGCUAUUUCGUUCAUGAACAACGGUUCCCCGAUCCCGAUCUACUAUAACCAGACCGUCGUGCUCCAGUGCCUGACCUCGGGUGUCGUUUCCCCUGUGCUUAUCAUCCGAAAAGUCGACCAUCAGACCAUUGUGGUCGGUGGCGGUGCGCAGGAGGGUGCCAAGGGUGUAGGCGAGCAGUACUGCGUGCCAGGUGAGGUCUGCGGAGACCCCGUCAGUCAGCUGCACAAGGUCGCCUUCGAAGUCUUCGAGCCCAACAAGGGUGCACCGCAACCAGGCUCGCCCGGCGCUUCCGGUGCGUUCUUGUCCUGCAUGGGCGAGAAGGUGAACACCUUCCGUCCGAUCGAGGGUAGGCAGUGGCAAGGUAAACGCGAGUCGGACCAGGACGCGCAGUCCCCCGUCUUGCCUAGUUCGCCGCUCGUUUCAUCGCCCCCAGUCUCUGGUAACGGAAGCCCAGUGUCGACGGACUACUUUGGCGGCACGUCCUCUGUCGGGUCAGCGCCGGGAUCGAUGUCGAGCGCGUCGGGUCUGGGCGGAUUGGGUGAUUUCCCGUCGAACGAUGGAGGUAAGGUCAAGAAGGGGAAGAGAGGGUCGGCGAGCGCCGGAGGUGGACCGGGGAGCAAGAGUUCGGCGAAGGUGAGGAGGAGACCUGCGUCGGCGGGUUCGGCGGGAAGUCGACAUGCCGGCAGCGACGGUGGUUCCUCGGGUGCGCUGUGGAACGUCGAUAUUGGCGAGUCGAGCGUCUGGACGAUUGUUGGGACCGACCAGGUGCGGUACAACUUCUAUGUGCCUCCCGUCCUGUACGACAACCAGAGCGCGCCUCAGACCGGUUCGUUCCCCAUCCCCUCUAAACCCGUCACGCCCUUCCCGGGCGUCGUAAAGUACCUUCCUCCCGACCGCGCCGCAGAGGCCCCCAAAGGUCACGGCACACGGCACAUGCUCGCGAAACCGAAUACUCAGACGUCGAAGAUGCUGACGCUGUACGGCGAGAACUUCUCGAAGAGCGAGCCGGUGUCGGUCUUCUUCGGCAGCGAGCCCUCGCCGUAUGUCGAGAUUCGGUGCACGGAGGUCUUGGGCUGUCUUCCGCCUGAAUCGGUCCCGACGAAGAGGAGGCCGAUUAUAUUGGUGAGGGGUGACGGCGUCGUGUUCCCUUCCUCCACGCUGUAUCCUUAGCUGUUGUGUUGUCGUUCUUCCUUUUUUCUCCCUCUUUUUUGUUUUUGUUUUUGUGCAUUAUAUGUUUCCGUCAUCGACCCAUCAAUCAUAUCCUGUGCUCGUUCGCUCUUCGUGUUGUGUUACCUGCUACGCCUUUACUCGGUCAGUCUCAUCUAUCCCUCUAUCGCCCCUGCCCUGUCUUUGUAUGUACACAUAUAUGAACAUAUUUUUACCCAUGUCCCUGAUUUUCUUUUCUUUUUUGCGUUUUGCUUGUUGUUUGGGCUGAUUGGUUGCUUCGGACAUUUACACAGUACCCACUAUCCCUUCGCUGUCGCCUUUGUUCUUUGAUCUUUGUGGAUACCUAUUCC
Molecule: messenger RNA, 3032 nt
Organism: Stereum hirsutum FP-91666 SS1
Lineage: Eukaryota; Fungi; Basidiomycota; Agaricomycetes; Russulales; Stereaceae
Product: LAG1-DNAbind-domain-containing protein
Exons: 6
Coding region: 61-2685 (874 amino acids)
Biological process (GO): regulation of transcription by RNA polymerase II
Cellular component (GO): nucleus
Molecular function (GO): DNA-binding transcription activator activity, RNA polymerase II-specific; RNA polymerase II cis-regulatory region sequence-specific DNA binding
Source: RefSeq, a predicted model, not a curated record